AUGCAUUCCACGAUUUCGUCAUUGAAUGAGGAUACUUCAGAGGUGAAUAAAGAGUUGAAGUAUUGUUCAGCUUCUGCUGCGAUAUCCUAUGAAAAUCCACUUUACACAAGAGAAUCUUUACUUUAUAACCUUACAGAGAGCUUGAUGUUCCUCUCCCACAUCGUUGGAGACAUACACCAACCUCUGCAUGUAGGCUUUCGGGCAGAUUUCGGCGGUAACACCAUCCGUGUGCACGGGUACCAAAAGAUGACCAACCUUCACAAAGUGUGGGACGAUAAUAUUAUCCAAACAGCCAUGAGUGACUUCUAUGGCAAUGAUCUCAACCGCAUGAUGGAAUCCAUCCAGCGGAACCUUACUGAGGAAUGGAUGGAUGAAAUUCAUGAAUGGGAGACAUGUGGUCCAAAAUCAGUGGCUUGUCCAGAUAAGUAUGCAUCUGAGAGUGUUAGACUCGCGUGUGAUUAUGCAUAUAAAAAUGUUACUAACAAUUCGACUCUCGGAGAUGAGUAUUUCCUUUCACGGCUUCCCAUUGUUCAAAAGAGGAUUGCACAAGCUGGUGUAAGAUUGGCUUCUGUUCUGAACCGGAUUUUCGAUGUAAGUGGUGGCCAAAGAAAUCCAGUGGUUGCUAUCGCAUGAAGUGCUUCAAUGGAACUCAUCCAAGGGUCGUGACGUUUUGGCUGUCAUUAGUAGGAGUUUGUAAUAAUCAGUUAGACUUACAUGGCCGACAAUAUCAUUAUCUAUGGUCGCUUGAUAUA
Molecule: messenger RNA, 752 nt
Organism: Magnolia sinica
Lineage: Eukaryota; Viridiplantae; Streptophyta; Magnoliopsida; Magnoliales; Magnoliaceae
Product: endonuclease 4-like
Exons: 6
Coding region: 1-633 (210 amino acids)
Biological process (GO): DNA catabolic process
Molecular function (GO): endonuclease activity; nucleic acid binding
Source: RefSeq, a predicted model, not a curated record